This is a messenger RNA of Erigeron canadensis, 1224 nucleotides long. RefSeq names its product triacylglycerol lipase 2-like. Bases 1 to 1224 code for a protein of 407 amino acids. The transcript has 9 exons. NCBI's taxonomy places the organism in Eukaryota, Viridiplantae, Streptophyta, Magnoliopsida, Asterales, Asteraceae. Gene Ontology annotation, molecular function: hydrolase activity, acting on ester bonds. The record is from RefSeq and is a predicted model, not a curated record. Gene Ontology annotation, biological process: lipid metabolic process.
AUGGCUGCUUAUACAAUUACCACUUCAGUUAUCGUGUUUCUUUACAUAAUCUCUGCCUCUCAAGCUGCGCGUAACUUGAACUCAUUCACGGCACAGGAUGAGUCAUCAUCGUCUAUGGUUAACGCGGUUGGCCUAUGUAGCUUAAUGAUCGAGACAGAAGGCUACACUUGUGAACAACACACGGUGACGACGAAGGAUGGUUACAUACUGAGUAUGCAACGAAUUCCAGCAAGUCGAGAUGGUACAAAGGCUGACAAGCCUCCAGUUUUGUUACAACACGGGGUUCUUAUGGAUGGCGGGACGUGGUUAUUGAACUCUCCUGAUGAAUCUCUUGGGUUUGUGUUGGCAGAUAAUGGUUAUGAUGUGUGGAUAGCCAACACUCGUGGAACUAAUUUUAGUCGUGGCCAUACGUCACUUAGUCCUAGUGAUCCGGCCUAUUGGGAAUGGUCAUGGGAUGAAUUAGUAGAGUUUGAUCUUCCGGCAACAAUCCAGUUUGUGCACGAUCAAACUGGCCAAAAUCUACAUUAUGUUGGUCAUUCCUUGGGAACUUUGAUUGCGUUUUCUGCAUUUUCAAAAGACCAGACAUUGAAUAUGUUGAGAUCAGCGGUGUUGCUUAGCCCCAUAGCCUAUUUAGGUCAAGUGUCGUCAACUCUUGCUCAAGCUGGCGCUGAUGCUUUCCUAGGCGAGGCGUUAUAUUGGUUAGGCCUCCAUGAAUUCGCUCCAAGAGGGCAAGCUGUUGUUGAUCUUCUGAGUGCUAUUUGCAAGAUGCCUGGCAACGAUUGCAGCAACUUGAUGACAUCCUUUACGGGGCAGAACUGCUGUGUUAACUCUUCCAUGACGGAUAAGUUUCUUGAACAUGAACCGCAGUCUACUUCAACUAAGAACAUGGUCCAUCUUGCUCAAAUGAUCCGUAGAGGGACUAUUACAAUGUAUGACUAUGGCAACACUGAUGAUAACCAAAAGCAUUACGGGCAAUCUACACCUCCAGUUUAUGACAUGGGAGGCAUACCCAAAGACUUUCCAAUGUACUUGAGCUAUGGAGGGGCGGACGCCCUCUCAGAUGUUGAAGAUGUCAAAACGCUGCUUGAAAACGUCAAGGAUCACGACCCGGAUAAGCUAGUCGUACAGUACGAGGAAGAUUAUGCACAUGCUGAUUUCGUUUUCGCUGUAAAUGCUAAAGAGGUUGUCUAUGACCCUGUAAUGACAUUUUUUAAGCUCCAUUAG